This is a messenger RNA of Perognathus longimembris pacificus (Pacific pocket mouse), 1362 nucleotides long. RefSeq names its product carboxypeptidase A4 (gene Cpa4). Gene Ontology annotation, biological process: proteolysis. The coding region runs from base 9 to 1274 and encodes 421 amino acids. The record is from RefSeq and is a predicted model, not a curated record. The transcript is spliced from 11 exons. Gene Ontology annotation, molecular function: metallocarboxypeptidase activity; zinc ion binding. Lineage: Eukaryota; Metazoa; Chordata; Mammalia; Rodentia; Heteromyidae.
CUUCAGACAUGUGGUUGAUAGUGUUCUUUGGGGCCCUUAUUGGGUCUGGCAUCUGCAGCCGAGAAAAAUUUUUUGGGGACCAAGUUUUUAGGAUUAAUGUCAGAAAUGGAGAGGAGAUCAGCAAACUGAUUCAGCUAGUGAAUUCGGAUGACUUCAAGCUCAAUGUCUGGAAAUCUCCCUCUACCUUUGGUCGGCCUGUGGAUGUCCUGGUUCCAUCUGUCAGUCUGCUGCCAGUCAAAUCCUUCCUGAAGUCUCAGGGCUUGGAGUACUCAGUGACAAUUGAAGACCUGCAGGCCCUUUUAGAUAAUGAAGAUGAAGAAAUGCGACGCAAUGAAGGGAAAGAGCGGGGUGGUAGUAACUUCAACUAUGGAGCUUACCACUCUCUAGACGCUAUUUACCAUGAGAUGGACAGCAUUGCUACAGAUUUUCCAGACCUUGCAAAAAGAGUGAAGAUUGGACAGACAUUUGAAAAGAGGCCAAUGUAUGUCCUGAAGUUCAGCACGGGAGGAGACAAGCGGCGGCCAGCCAUUUGGCUGAAUGCAGGCAUCCAUUCCCGAGAGUGGAUCUCACAGGCUACUGCCAUCUGGACGGCGAGGAAGAUUGUAUCUGAUUACCAGAAGGAUCCAGCUAUCACCUCCAUCUUAAAGAAAAUGGAUAUUUUCUUGCUGCCUGUGGCCAAUCCUGAUGGAUACGUGUACACACACACCCAAAACCGGUUUUGGAGGAAGACACGGUCCCUGAACCCUGGAAGCCGCUGCAUUGGCACUGACCCAAACCGAAACUGGAAUGCUAGCUUUGCAGGAACCGGAGCCAGUGAUAACCCUUGUUCUGAAGUAUACCAUGGCCCCCGUGCCAAUUCUGAAGUAGAGGUGAAAUCAGUGGUAGAUUUCAUUCAGAAGCAUGGGAAUUUCAAAUGCUUCAUUGACCUGCACAGUUACUCUCAGCUGCUGAUGUAUCCCUAUGGGUACUCCAUGAAGAAGGCCCCGGAUGCUGAAGAGCUGGAUGAUGUGGCCAGGCAAGCGGCCGAAGCCCUGGCCUCACUGUCAGGCACCAAGUACCAAGUGGGCCCAACCUGUACCACCGUCUAUCCAGCUAGUGGGAGCAGCAUCGACUGGGCCUAUGACAAUGGCAUCAAGUACUCAUUCACAUUUGAGUUGAGGGACACUGGGCACUACGGUUUCCUCCUGCCAGCCAAUCAGAUUAUCCCCACCGCGGAGGAGACCUGGCUAGGGCUAAAGACCAUCAUGGAGCAUGUGCGGGACAACCUCUACUAGAGCUUCACACAAGUAAAGGCGAUCAUUCCUUCUCAUGGGAGUCAGAGUCCUCUGGGUUGUAGAGAGCCUGGCCAGGCCAGUCCGCUUC